UCCGACAGACACAGCGUCUCCAAAAAAUGCUGCCAGACUCCAUGAAUCUGGAUUAUUUCAGUCCCGUGUCCGACUGAGCCGCGUUUUAGUGAAAUCACCUGUUUUUUAAAGGAGCUUUGGUGGAGGUAAACAUACAGGGUGUGUCUGGACGCUAAAGAAAACCAAACUUUUUAUGCCUUUUUUUAAAAUUUUGAAGUGAAUGUCAGGAGAAAAUUGAGGAGGAAACUGGAGCAGCACCAUGCCGGGGGACAGAGGGGUGUACGCGGUGAAGAGGAGGAAGAAACCCGUUCAGAAAAGCGUGAAGCCUCCGCCUGUGAAGACCAAUCCGUCCAAACGCCACCGGGACCGUCUGAACGGCGAACUGGACCGACUCACCGACAUGCUGCCGUUCUCCCAGGAGGUCAGAGGUCGCCUGGACAAACUGUCGGUGCUCCGGCUCAGUGUGGGAUACCUCAAGGUCAAGAGUUACUUCCACGGAGUCCAGCUGGUCUUUCCUCUGUUUGUGCCUCUCUUGGCUGCUAUCGGCCGGCUGAUCGCUGCUGUUGACGGAGCAGAGGGGGUGCAGAGGGAGGAAGAGGAGGGCUGGAGGCUCUGCGGCACGCCGGCAUGA
Molecule: messenger RNA, 610 nt
Organism: Plectropomus leopardus (leopard coralgrouper)
Lineage: Eukaryota; Metazoa; Chordata; Actinopteri; Perciformes; Serranidae
Source: RefSeq, a predicted model, not a curated record